AUGGCGGGCCUACUAUAUCUUCAAAUGCCGCACUUUGCGUUGACGCGUAAUUGCAGUGCGCUGUGGAGUGAGCAUGCAAUAAUUAGUUCCACCAUCGCAGAUUACGUGAUUGAAGCAGGGAAUGGAAGUGAGGAUGAGACCAACCGUGAAGUUUAUAUUGUGUAUAUGGGAGCCGCUAAAGAUUCUCUUCGGGAUGAUCAUGCUUAUGUUCUGAAUUCAGUGCUAACGAGGAAUGAGAAGGCUCUGGUUCGGAAUUACAAGUAUGGUUUCUCAGGGUUUGCAGCUCGUUUAACAAAAGAGGAGGCAAACUCACUUGUGCACGAACCUGGUGUGGUCUCAGUCUUUCCUGAUCCAAUUCUGAAGCUCCAUACAACCCGUUCUUGGGAUUUUCUAAAGGCCCAAAGCACACCACUUAAAAGUCACAGCCCAAACAGGGCCUCCAACACUGCUCCCUCAUCAGACAUCGUCAUUGGCAUUUUGGACUCAGGGAUAUGGCCAGAGUCACCAAGCUUUAGCGACAAGGGAAUGGGUCCUGUUCCAUCACGUUGGAAAGGGACUUGUAUGAAAUCCUUCGACUUCAAUUCAUCUAACUGUAACAGGAAGAUAAUUGGAGCAAGGUAUUACCAUGACCCUGAAGGAGAUACAGUGUAUGCGACACCAAGGGAUAAAGAUGGCCACGGAACCCACGUGGCAUCCACAGCGGCGGGAGUCACCGUGCCAGGUGUCUCAUACUAUGGCUUGGCGGCGGGGAAUGCCCAGAGUGGGUCCCCGGAAUCGCGAUUGGCGAUUUACAAAGUGUGCUUCAAAUACGAUUGCCCUGGCUCGGCGGUUCUUGCGGCAUUUGAUGAUGCCAUUGCUGAUGGAGUCGAUGUGAUUUCGCUGUCGGUUGGUUCCUUCGCAGUGUUCCGAUCCGAGUUGAAAUCCGACCCAAUCGCCAUCGGAGCAUUCCACGCCGUCGAGCGCGGCAUUCUGGUGGUUGCCUCCGCCGGAAACAAUGGACCAAGCUUAAACACGGUUGUGAACGACGCACCUUGGAUUUUUAGCGUUGUAGCCUCUUCCAUAGACAGGGAUUUUAAGUCCAACCUUGUCUUGGGUGAUAACAAAGUCAUCAAGGGUGAAGCUCUAAAUUUCUCUCCCCUUUCAAAUUCACCCAAAUAUCCACUUAUAUACGGUGAGUCUGCCAAAGCAAAGGACGCCAGGUUAGCUGACGCAAGACAAUGUUUCCCAGGUUCAUUCUCUAAACGUCUAGUAAAAGGGAAGAUUGUCAUAUGUGACGGUAAAGAUCAUUCAUAUGCAACUAGUAUAAAAGUUGGAGCUGUGCAAGAGGUAAGUGGAGUAGGUGUGAUUCAUAUUACUGACCCAAUAGGAGGAACAGAAAGAGAAGAUUUUGGAGACUUCGCAGUAACUGAGAUAAGUUCAAAAGAUGCCGACAUAAUCUUUCAAUAUGUCAAUUCAACUAGCAAGCCAGUGGUAACCAUUCUACCAACAGUUUCAACCAUUGAUUUUAAGCCUUCACCCAUAAUGCCAUCCUUUUCAGCAAAAGGGCCUUCUGCACUUUCGAAGAAUAUUCUCAAACCUGAUAUUGCAGCACCGGGAGUUAACAUUCUUGCAGCGUGGACGGGAAAUUACACAGAAGGCGUUCCGAAACAUAAACAGCCCUCCCAAUUCAAUAUCCUCUCGGGCACUUCUAUGGCAUGUCCUCAUGUUUCAGGACUUGCAGCUACCAUCAAGUCUCAAAACCCCACUUGGACUGCCUCUGCAAUCAAAUCAGCAAUAAUGACCACUGAUAUGAAAUCUACUAUUUCAUCAUCUCCUAUAUUUUUCAAUGUAGCAACUCAAAAGAACAAUUUGAAGGCUCCCAUAACAACGGAGACAGGAUCAAUAGCCACACCAUAUGACUAUGGAGCUGGGCAAAUGACAUUAUAUGGACCAUUCCACCCAGGACUAGUUUAUGAAAGCAGCACAAUUGACUAUUUGAACUACUUAUGUUAUGUUGGAUUGAAUAUAACCAUGGUUAAGAUUAUAUCCAGAUCUGUUCCAAAUAAUUUCAAUUGUCCUAAAGAUUUGAGUUCUCAUCAUAUAUCCAACAUCAACUACCCUUCCAUUGCAAUCUCAGACCUUGAAGGAAAAAAAGUUGUUCAAGUUACUAGAAUUGUGACAAAUAUUGGUGAAGAUGAAACAAUUUACUCUCCUCUCAUCGAUGCUCCCAAUGGGAUAAAGGUCAACUUGAUCCCAAAUAAACUUCAUUUUACGAAAAAUAAUAAAAAACUAAGUUACCAAGUUAUCUUUUCUAUCACUUCGACCGUGUUGACAGAAGAUUUAUUUGGAUCCAUUACAUGGAGUAAUGGUAAAUACAUUGUUCGAAGUCCAUUUGUAAUAGCCAAAAGCUAA
Sphenostylis stenocarpa is the source of this 2391-nucleotide messenger RNA. Lineage: Eukaryota; Viridiplantae; Streptophyta; Magnoliopsida; Fabales; Fabaceae. The record is from the annotation of a GenBank genome assembly.